AUGGCAAAUGUCAAGAACUGUUCUGGUCAGAUUGAAACUGAGAAUGUUUGUCUGGAUGUGCAACAGGCUUUUAAAGAUGGCCCUGGGAUAACAGAUGCUGGCCUUUUUGGUGGCUAUCUGCUGAACGAAGAGGUGGUUCGGGGAACAGCACGUGUUAAGAUGGUGUUUGCAUUGGACUCGAGAUAUGCCAUGGAGCAGCGAAGGUUCUGCAUGGAAGUGGGGACGGAAAGGACAAAGAUAGUUGGAGAAUUGACACAGCACUUUAACCUGGAGGAGAAAGGUGAUCCCAAUAGCACUCGAGUUGAAUUAGCCAGAAUUCAAAAUAACUACGAUGACCAGAAUGUCUUUUUUUUUGCCAGGGCUAUCCGACUGUUCCCGAAAACUGCUCAUGUGGAAGGAAAAAGUCUUUUUAAAACUGAAGAGUUUUUGCUACCCAUUUGCAAGAUAAGAUCUCGUGUGGUUUGGCAUAAUGUAUUUGCAAUACUAGAGGUUUGGUUCAGGGCUCGAGAUCAGAGACUAAAGAUAAAUGGAAUGCUUCCAAUGGGAAGCUACCUGCAGCUAGACUACUUCCAAGCUGCAAUCCCAGCACAGGGCUCUGCCAGCCUACAGGCAUUACAAGAUGAGAAACUGAAUAAAGAGGCAAGUGACAACCUGAAACCAGGAGCGGGUUCUGUGGCAGCUGCCAUUUCCAGUGCAGCCAAAGCAGCAGUGAGAAGAGGAGAUGUCAAAGCAGCACCUAUCAAGCCACUACAGACAAGGAGUAGGCUUGAACCAAAAAUUGCACCAAAAGCUGUUAAACCUGUGCAAGUCCCGAAGUCUCAAGCGUCUAUCAACAAAACCAAAAAACUAGGACAACCAGGAGAAAAAUCUAACUGCAAACUGGCUGUUCAUGAUGAACCAGUGUCUGUCCCCUGUGAAGAACAAGAUAUGGAAGUCACUGAGAAAGAUCAACCACCAAGUUGCAAGGAACCAAUUCAACCAACUGAGAACGACACUGGGCUCCAAAUACCACCAGUACUGGGUACUGGACGUGUGGGCAAGAGAAUCUCUUUUGCACCUGAAAACUAUGUCUUUGCACCCAUGCCUGGGUUGGCCCAACUGAAGUUUCCCCCACUCAGCCCCCGAAGUGUGAAUAAUUUCUUUGCGAGUUGUUCUUGGAGUCCUGUCGAGCACAGAUCAAAAAAUAAUGUUGUUUCUUCCACAACACCAAAUUUGGUGACCAGAACUAGAAGUAAGCUUGUCCCAAACUUUGAGUCUGAGCAUCUCCCUGAAGCAAAAUGUGAAGACCCUGUUGGUGCUGUGAUUGAAGAAGUAUCUGCACCUAACAAACCACAAGAUUCUUCAGCAAGCUGUACAACUGAUGUCAGUGGACCACUACACAAUGUUGCUUAUUUCAGAGGAAUUGUUCAGUCGGGGACUGAAAGUUUGACGGGACUUUGCCAGCAGUGGGAAGGGCGGGCUAAUUCUGCAGAGGUUCCAGAUCAUGUUAAAGACUUGAUUCGCACAACUGUGGGACAAGCGCGUCUUCUCAUGGCCGAGCGAUUCAAGCAGUUUAAUGGCCUUGUUGAUGAUUGUGAGUUCAAGACAAGUGAAAAGGAAGUAACUUACACAGAUCUUGAAGGAUUCUGGGACAUGGUCUACUUCCAGGUUGAAGAUGUGAACAAAAAAUUUGAGCAUCUGAGAAAGCUUCAAGAAAAUAAUUGGGAGGAGCCAAAUGAGUUGCUGUCAGUGCCCAAGAAAAUGGUCAAGAAAAAGGUUGCCAUCCUAAAGCCCACAGAAGACCCUGCAAUUAAAGCCAACAAAUCCAUGAUCGCACCAAAAAGCAGUCUUGCUGCUUUAAAGGCGUCUAUGAAAGCCAAGCUGAAACGGGAAGUGACCGGCACCAAUAGACAGGAAAAUCAACAAGAUGUUAUUGUGUUUGAUGCAGGAUUCUUCAGAGUGGAAAGUCCUGCAAAAGGCUUUGCUGCAUUUCCCGACACUUGUUCUGUUGUCGAUCGGGUUUCACAGCAGCAACCAAAAGAACAGUGCACCCCUGUUAAAGGUUUGCGUGACUCAUCUACGCUAACCUCGUCUAUCCUUUCUACGUGUGAUGAACCAAAUCAUCAGACUUCAGAAAGAAAGGUUUCGAAAGGUUUACCAGAGACUGACGUGCCUGUAAUGAAGAAAGACACUGGCAGCUCCGUGGCAGAAGAGAGCACGGCACAAGACACUCUCCUCCAGAAGGGACAUGAAGAAGUAAACACUUCAUUAGACUUUGCAAAAUAUCUCCAGCCCAGAAGCUCUGUCUCCACUCUACCAGAGGUGCUAAAAUCUCCAAUCCAUGAUGGAUGUGAUGCUACAUCCAUUUGCACCAAAAAUUCCUCAUGCUAUAAUGGGAUAUCAGAGCUUUCGUCAUCUCCACUGGGUUAUGAUGAUGUGGAAAUGAAGAGUCCAGUGAGUCAGCAAUCUUCAACUGGUGCCCAAUCAAUUCCACAAGAGGUGCUUCAACAGUCUAACAUUUUAGCUGUGAGUCCCUCUUCGAUUUCAGUCACGCAAACUCCAUCCUUUGGUUCAGUUAAUGACCUGUUGGUUGCAGGAGCUGUUCUCCAUAAUGUGCAACCUGCAGAAAAUUGUAUGAGCCCCUUUGAAACAAUGGUUGGGACAGGCGACAGACAUAUGCUUCCACUUCAAGUAUCUCUUCAGGAUUUGAUAUCUUUCAGUCCUAGUGGAACACCUCAAUGAAGACUCAAAAAAAACGGAUGAGCAGUCCAUUAAAACUUCCGGCUUAUCUUUCACUGUGUAGACCAUGAAGGACUUUGUAGCAGUACUCUUCGUAGCUGGGAAUAAUUGUGGAUUCUAACUGAAUGGAGGCUGUCUUGUCUUCAAUGAAGAAAACCAGUGAAUGCCAAAGAUCAAAGCCAUAUUUGGUGUAUAAUUAUUCCUUUGACCAUGAAGUUUCACAUGGGGGCCGCAAUUCAACUGAGUUCUGGCCAGAUCGUGGUCUACUGUGACUUAAAAGGUCAUUUGGUCAUGUGUUAAAUGCCAUUAGAAGGCAAUGUGUCAAUGCUGUGCAGGGACCUUUCUGUGCACUGACUUGGUUUUCCAGUUAUAAGUUUUGACACAAGUCUGUCUCUUUUUUAUGAAUUGAUGAAUUAUUCUAAACUAAAUGUGAAGGAAGUAGAAGAAAAGCAAUAUUGUGCAUGAAUAGUGAGGCAGAAGGUUUAUGCCCAUCCCUCACCUGACACGAUUUCAAAUCCCAAGUCCAAAUUAUGUCGUUGAACAGCAGUGAGUUGUUAUACUUGGAAGGGAGAAAAUAUAUAGGGAAGCUUGAGAGCUAUUUAGUUUCUUGCCCCUUGCCACCACCAACUCUCUCAUUUCAUCAAGCUUGAGUGAAUGGAAAGACCAGCAAAUUACUCAUCCUUGGCUACACUGAAUAGUCUCAGAAAAAAUGAUACCUUCAUGAAAUUUUGAAUUGCUACAAAUUCUACCUUGUGUUAGAGGCUGAAGUAAUGGGUAAAUUUAAUGUGAAGCACUGCCUUUGUUUGUUUGAAGGAUGAUAGCUGGGUCAUUGCAGACACCUGACCAAUAAUAUUCCAUUGGCAUUUUGGAGCAAACUUCGUUUCAGAAAAAGUUGCAGAAAGGUGCAUUCAAGCAAGUGCACUGUAGACAUUGCUGGAAAUACAUUAACUCUUGCAAUGCAGUCUUCGGGUUUUAUCCUGUUUUAAAUUACUUGACAGGUCUGUCAUUACUACUCUUUACAGAUGACAGUUGCAAAUACUGCUGUUCUGUGACCAUCCAUAUUGUAAUUCAUGCGUGUUUCUUAGAAUUCUAAUUAGCAAUUUGAGAUGGUGUGAACUACCUUACUGUUGUCAUAAGUCAUUGCCCUAAUGGAAUAUUUUAAAAUCAAAAUAUGAUUUGUGUGUGGGAUGCCCAGAAGUAAUAAGUAAUGGUUUCUCUUUGAAAUGUGCCUAGUUAACGCUAAAAAUUGUGUAACCCGAAGGACUGUACGUACUAAAGCUGAAAUCCUGUACUGCUGUCGGAGUCCCAUUCCACUCCCCUGACCAUGAAUUAAAACUCAGGUUCUCUAAACAAAUGUAAUCAGCCAAACUUUGUGCUUUUGUUGGAAGGUUUUCCUAGAAAUUUUCUAGUGUGGCUCACACGUGUUCUCUGUCCGUUUCCAAAACUUUAUUGAAAUUGUCCAUUGGCUCAACUGCAAGUUUCUCCUGUUUUGAAGCUGCCAUAACUUUGAUCUUCUGCCCCAACUUGCUAAUUCCAUCAGUGGCAGAUACAGUGAGUUUAUUGUACUAUUUCUGUAUAAAAAUUUAAAAAAGUGAAAAUUAUGUAGUUGCCUGUUUCUUCAAAUUGCAUUAAAGUCAGGAAUUUCUUAUCUCUA
Molecule: messenger RNA, 4372 nt
Organism: Stegostoma tigrinum
Lineage: Eukaryota; Metazoa; Chordata; Chondrichthyes; Orectolobiformes; Stegostomatidae
Gene: dlgap5
Product: discs, large (Drosophila) homolog-associated protein 5
Exons: 20
Coding region: 1-2721 (906 amino acids)
Biological process (GO): mitotic spindle organization; kinetochore assembly; centrosome localization
Cellular component (GO): nucleus; spindle pole centrosome; cytoplasm
Molecular function (GO): microtubule binding
Source: RefSeq, a predicted model, not a curated record